CCUUCUCCACUUCUCCCUUUGAAGGUGACCUCUGAGAAGGAUGUGCAAACAGCUCUGGCUCUAGCAAAAGAAAAGUUUGGCCGUGUGGAUGUAGCUGUCAACUGUGCAGGCAUCGCGGUGGCUAUCAAGACAUACAACUUAAAGAAGAGCCAGGCCCAUACCUUGGAAGACUUCCAGCGAGUUCUUAAUGUGAAUCUCAUGGGCACCUUCAAUGUGAUCCGCCUGGUGGCUGGUGAGAUGGGCCAGAAUGAACCAGACCAGGGAGGCCAACGUGGGGUCAUCAUCAACACCGCCAGUGUGGCUGCCUUCGAGGGUCAGGUUGGACAAGCUGCGUACUCUGCUUCCAAGGGGGGAAUAGUGGGCAUGACACUGCCCAUUGCUCGGGAUCUGGCUCCCAUGGGCAUCCGGGUGAUGACCAUUGCUCCAGGUCUGUUUGGCACCCCACUGCUGACCAGCCUCCCAGAGAAAGUGCGCAACUUCUUGGCCAGCCAAGUGCCCUUCCCUAGCCGAUUGGGUGACCCUGCUGAGUAUGCUCACCUGGUACAGGCCAUCAUCGAGAACCCAUUCCUCAAUGGAGAGGUCAUCCGGCUGGAUGGGGCCAUUCGUAUGCAGCCUUGAAGGGAGAAGGCAGAGAAAACACACGCUACUCUACCCUUCCUUCCCCUGGGGUACUACUCUCCAGCUUGGGAGGAAGCCCAGUAGCCAUUUUGUAACUGCCUACCAGUCCUCCUCUGUGCCUAAUAAAGUCUCUCUUUCUCAUAGA
Messenger RNA from Piliocolobus tephrosceles (Ugandan red Colobus), 763 nucleotides. It is a transcript of the gene HSD17B10, whose product is annotated as hydroxysteroid 17-beta dehydrogenase 10. The record is from RefSeq and is a predicted model, not a curated record. The annotation marks the transcript as partial. NCBI's taxonomy places the organism in Eukaryota, Metazoa, Chordata, Mammalia, Primates, Cercopithecidae. Gene Ontology annotation, biological process: androgen metabolic process; estrogen metabolic process; fatty acid metabolic process. Gene Ontology annotation, molecular function: estradiol 17-beta-dehydrogenase [NAD(P)+] activity. The transcript is spliced from 4 exons. Gene Ontology annotation, cellular component: mitochondrion.